Atta colombica is the source of this 996-nucleotide messenger RNA. RefSeq lists its product as uncharacterized. Lineage: Eukaryota; Metazoa; Arthropoda; Insecta; Hymenoptera; Formicidae. The transcript has a single exon. The coding region runs from base 1 to 996 and encodes 331 amino acids. The record is from RefSeq and is a predicted model, not a curated record.
AUGUUGAGCCUUCGCAUACGCGUAGAAAGCGAAGAAUGCAGGGAGAGCAUAUCGGUCGCACGGCCCGACGGCAAGGCAAAAAUACCCGUAAAUCAUUUACUGCAUUCAAUCAAAUCGACGUAUAUUUCAAUCAAAAGCUCGUAUCGCUAUCAAACAACGUUUAUGCGUACCACGCGUACAUCGAGGCGUUAUGCUUUAUCCGCAAAAAUCUCCCAUCUGACUUCUUGCUUAUGGGAUGCGGAUAUCUCUGGUUACAUGGACGACACAUUAGACUCGUCAAAUCUAAAUACAGCGCUCGAGAAACGCGCGCAAUUCAUUCAAGGAAAUCGCGCUCUAGAUCACAUUGGUCACCUUCACUGCGACGUUUUCAAUAAAGAUAAAUUUUUAAUUAACGGAGUGGAAGUUAGAAUGAGAUUCGUACGUUCGAAAGAUUCAUUUCGUCUUAUGGAGAAUAAAACGAUAUCGAAAAUACGCAUUCUUGACACUAAUGUAUUUGUAAGAAGAACACAAAUAAGCCCGAGUGUGUUACUUGCAUACGCUAGAAUGUUGAGUAAUACCGUCAAGUAUUCUCUUACGAGAGUCGAAGUUAAAACAUUCAUGAUACAUGCAGGCGUCGUGGGGGAAUCGAUAAACAAUGCAAUAUUCGGACUGCUGCCAAAACGAAUAAUAAUCGACAACAAGGCGUUUAAUGGUGAUAGAAAAUUGAAUCCGUUUAAUUUCAAAAAUUUCAAUUACGGUAUAAAUUUCUUCUCGCUGUAUGUCGAUGGCAUGCAAAUUCCCAAUAGAUACAAUCAAAUUUUUAGAAAGACGAGCCGCUCUACUGAAGCUUAUUACACAUUAUUCUCGGUAACUGGUAUUCACUUUCUGAACGAGGGUAAUUCUAUAAGUAGAGAUGAUUACGCCAAUGGCUACACUUUUUUCGCUUUCGAUCUUAUUCCAGAUCUAUCCGCUAAUUGCGCAGGACAUUGGAAUCUCGUAAAACAUGGAAACUUAUGA